Messenger RNA from Naegleria gruberi, 369 nucleotides. RefSeq lists its product as uncharacterized. The coding region runs from base 1 to 369 and encodes 122 amino acids. Lineage: Eukaryota; Heterolobosea; Eutetramitea; Acrasida; Naegleriidae. The transcript has a single exon. The record is from RefSeq and is a predicted model, not a curated record.
AUGGAUAUCUUGACCUACAAAACAAAUCCAAUCAACAUUAAUAACCAUCAUCCUCAAAGAAGAAUGAUCAAUAGAAUUACUCCUCAAACAGUAUCUCAAUUAAGACCAAUCGAAUCAAAUGCCCCAACUAUUACUAAUCCACAAAUUUAUAAUUCAUUUGUUCGACCAAAUAACUUUGUUACCACAGCUCCACCAGCUAUUGCUCGACCAAAUAACUUUCCUCAAACGCAACCUCAUGAAGCCAUGAAUCUGCAAAAUAUUGGUAUCAAUUUGGUCACCAAUCCAACUCCUACAGCUCCAAAUCAUACCGUUAACAGAGCCAGAGUUGUAGAAGCUUUGAGAAAAUUGAUUGCCUCUAUGAAGAAAUAA